Salarias fasciatus (jewelled blenny) is the source of this 2242-nucleotide messenger RNA. RefSeq names its product ring finger protein 141 (gene rnf141). Gene Ontology annotation, biological process: protein autoubiquitination. The transcript has 5 exons. The record is from RefSeq and is a predicted model, not a curated record. NCBI's taxonomy places the organism in Eukaryota, Metazoa, Chordata, Actinopteri, Blenniiformes, Blenniidae. Gene Ontology annotation, molecular function: ubiquitin-protein transferase activity. Bases 206 to 892 code for a protein of 228 amino acids.
CUGUCGUGUCAAAACAUCCGCAGCAAAGUGAAACAAGCCGAAGCUGUCUGUGAAGUUUAGCUCCAAACCUUCUGCAUCGAUGAGUUGUGCAGGCUGAGGACCGCGGCCCCGCCAGCGGGACGCUCUGCUGCCGCCCGCAGCUCGGCUCCACAGACCUGAAUGAGGAGCAGCCCUCUGCGUCUGCCGCUGCGUUCCCGCCGCCGCCAUGGGCCAGCAGCUGUCAGGCCAGGCGGUGAGGAGCCAUCUUCCUGAGAAGCUGGUGAAGCACGCCGCCCUGGUGCGCGACAGCGGCUACCUCACCUACGAGGAGUUCCUGGGAAGAGUGUCGGAACUCAACGACGUGACGGCGAAGCUCGCCGCUGGGCAGCAGAAACACCUCCUGUUCGAGGUGCAGCCCGGAUCGGACGCCUCGGCGCUGUGGAAGGUGGCCGUCAGGAUCGUCUGCACCAAGAUCAACAAGGAGAACGGCAUGGUGGAGGCGUCUCGCAUCAUGAACCUGUACCAGUUCAUCCAGCUGUACCGCGACAUCACCAGCCAGGCGGCCGAGGUGCUGCCAGCGGGGGGCGCCAGCGAGGGCCCGUCCAGCCAGCCCCCCUCCAGUGACUCCUGCCAGGCCAGCAUGUGGAUGGGCAGAGUGAAGCAGCUGACCGACGAGGAGGAGUGCUGCAUCUGCAUGGACGGCAAGUCCGACCUCAUCCUGCCCUGCACGCACAGCUUCUGCCAGAAGUGCAUCGACAAGUGGAGCGGCCAGAGCCAGAACUGCCCCAUCUGCCGCCUGCAGGUGACGGCGUCCAACGACUCGUGGGUGAUGUCCGACAUCCCCACCGAGGACGACGUGGUCAACUACAUCCUGAACCUGGCGGAUGAGGCGGGCUGCCCCCACCAGCCCUGAGGCCCGGGCCGGGGCCGGCCGCCGGGACGCCUCGGUCGUCCUCCAACAAACCGAUGGAAAUCAGACGGUGUCCGGCGCUUCCAGAGCCUCAUUUCCUUAUUUUCAAGGUGCAAUAUGUGAUCUGUAGAGAUGAAACUGAACGUUCUAACCCUGAUCAGGCCCACUGCGCUGCUGGCGCUGGUUCAGUCCCCGUGUGGUGAAAUCUAUUGAACCAGAAAGGAAAAAUAUUCUUAAAACUCAGUUGAUGUUAGCACUUAUUUAGCUCUGUUGUAUUUUAGCUUCUAAUGUAUGAUAAUAAAGCUGUGAGUUCCUGCAGUACUAAGCUUUAGCCCCGGCAGUGCAGCUGAUCCUGACGUCACGCGAUCGAUGGGAUCGGUUCUCUCUGGGAACAUCCACGCUUUAUUCAGGCUCCCAGGGGAACCCGCAGUCUGCUUCCAGCACAGAGAAGCAUGCAGGCCUUCAGCCCAGCUCCACCUUCACCUUCCAUGAUUCCACACGGACGCUUCUAAUGCACAAACUGACUACAAAUGAGUGAAACAUUAAUGUUGUACAGCCACAGGAUGAAGGUUUCCCCAGAGGCGUUCAUUUCAAACUGACAGGAAGAGUAAAGAGGAAGCUUCAUGUCUUUACUGUUUAAAACACACUUCUGAUUUCACCUGAAACUGAAAGCUGGGAAACACUGAGGCUGUAGGAGAUCUGACACAGUCUCUCUCUCUCUCUCUCUCUCUCUCUCUCUCUCUCUCUCUCUCUCUCUCUCUCUCACACACACACACACACACACACACACACACACGGCAGCAGUGUGGAUUAGAAACCAGGGCAAGCUCUAUUUUGCACGGUUUGACCUGAGAUGGAACGUUCCGGGUUCCGAGUUUGUUCAUGUAGGGAAUCUGACCCGAAACCCUCUGACCUGAUGAGGGGAUCCAUGCUGGUAGACUGUGACACAUUUAUUCUCCACCAAAAUGUAACUUAUUUGAAAUUAUUUUAAGAGCAAAAGUUAUUUCUCUAUUUUUUUGUUCGGGCAUUGAGUUCAGCCAGAUUUUACUGGACCUGCAGCUCGUCUGGGGUCUGCGCUGACAUGAUGAUGAUGAAGAUGGUGAUGGUGAUGGUGAACUCCUCACAGCUUUGUGUCUGCUGGAGCCAUUUAAAAUAAUUUUAAGAUUUGAUAACAGUAUAAGUUUGAUAAUCCCUGAGGGUAAGCUGCGGUGUAGUGACUGGACUCGCCCCGCAGGGGGCAGCACCAGCUCACUUCUGUCAGAAAUGUUUGUUUUUCUCAAUGCUGAUUCCAAGGAGGUAUUUUUUUCAUUCUUACUGUAAUUUCUGAAAUAAAGACAUGCUCACUUUUUUGCA